CAGAAAGGAAACCGCGGGUUAUCAGUUGCAUCCCUCCCAGCCAAUGCCUCUGGCACCCUUCCGGGCUUUACUCUAAUUUCCCAGGGCUCCCUAAGCUGCUCCCAGGCUCUUAAUGAUGCACUUGAUAAUAGGAUUGUGGGCAUUCAUUUGGAGCAGUAAUAAAGCUGGAGGGAGCCCUUGUGGGGCCGGGCUGGGGGGAUGGGUGACCUCACAGGCUAAGCAGCCCGGGAGCUUGGAGCUGUUCUUCCCAGACCUCGGUCGGCCCAGGAAGUCCAGAGCGGGAGGACGGCUCCAUGGGAGGCUGAGCCCACGCCAGGACCCUGCCUCCGGGGCAGAGGGCACCAUGGCUCUGGCUUGGGACACUCUGCUGGCUCGGGUGAAGGAUGUGUGCCGGAGGAAUGGCUUGCUUAUCCUGUCCGUUCUGUCUGUCAUCAUAGGCUGCCUCCUGGGCUUCUUUCUGAGGACCCAGCACCUCUCACCCCAGGAAGUUAGUUACUUCCAAUUCCCUGGAGAGCUGCUGAUGAGGAUGCUGAAGAUGCUGAUCCUGCCCCUUGUUGUGUCAAGUCUGAUGUCAGGCCUGGCGUCCUUGGACCCCAAGACCUCUAGUCGCUUGGGAAUCCUCACUGUGGCCUACUACCUCUGGACCACCUUUGUCGCCGUCAUUGUGGGCAUCGUCAUGGUCUCCAUCAUCCACCCUGGUGGGGCAGCCCAGAAGGAGACCACAGGCCAGAGUGGGAAGCCUAUAAUGAGCUCGGCCGACGCCCUACUGGACCUGAUCAGGAAUAUGUUUCCAGCAAACCUGGUCGAAGCCACCUUCAAACAGUACCGCACCAAGACCACUCCGAUGGUCAAGUCGAACAAGGCAGAGCCGUCGGAGGCUACCCCCCAUCGGAUCCUCAUCUACGGGGUCCAGGAGGAGAACGGCUCUCAGGUGCAGAACUUCGCCCUGGACCUCACACCCGCCCCCGAGGUGGUGUACAAGUCUGAGCCGGACACCAGCGACGGCAUGAACGUGCUGGGGAUUGUCAUUUUCUCGGCCACCAUGGGGAUUAUGCUGGGCCGCAUGGGAGACAGCGGAGUCCCCCUCGUCAGCUUCUGCCAGUGCUUGAAUGAGUCUGUCAUGAAGAUCGUGGCCGUGGCUGUGUGGUACUUCCCCUUUGGUAUCGUGUUCCUCAUCGCUGGGAAGAUCUUGGAGAUGGAUGACCCCACGACCAUUGGGAAGAAGCUCGGCUUCUACGCUAUCACCAUAGUCUGUGGUCUGAUAGUUCACGGACUCCUCAUCCUUCCCAUGCUGUACUUUGUCAUCACCAAGAAGAACCCCAUCAUCUUCAUCCGGGGCAUCCUCCAAGCCUUGCUCAUCGCCUUGGCCACGUCUUCCAGCUCAGCCACUUUGCCCAUCACCUUCAAGUGCCUGCUGGAGAACAACCACAUCGACCGGAGAAUCGCCCGCUUCGUGCUCCCCGUGGGCGCCACCAUCAACAUGGACGGGACGGCUCUCUACGAAGCCGUGGCUGCCAUCUUCAUCGCUCAGGUCAACAACUACGAGCUGGAUCUGGGCCAGAUCAUCACCAUCAGCAUCACAGCCACCGCGGCCAGCAUCGGGGCCGCUGGCAUCCCGCAGGCGGGUCUCGUCACCAUGGUCAUUGUGCUCACCUCCGUGGGGCUGCCCACCGAUGACAUCACGCUCAUCAUCGCCGUGGACUGGGCCCUGGACCGCUUCCGGACCAUGAUCAACGUCCUGGGCGAUGCACUGGCGGCGGGGAUCAUAGCUCACAUCUGCCGCAAGGAUUUCGCCAGAGACCUAGGCCCAGAGGGCCACAAGCCGGCGCCCUGUGACACAAAGCCUGUCAGCUUGGAGGAGAUCGUGGCAUCGCAGAGGAACGGCUGCGUGAAGAGCAUGGCGGGGGCCCACGGGCCGGCUCUGGCCACGGCCCUUCUCUCCCACCACGUCCCCGUGCAAGUGGAGCAAGACGAGGAGCCCACUCAGCCCGUGCCCAGCGCCGAUCACUGCACCAUCGAGAUCAACGAGCUGGAGACCAAUGUCUAGACGUCCUCCCCGGCUGCCAGCCUGGGCCACGGGGAGGCCGGGAGGCUCCCAGCCUCUUCUCCGAC
Messenger RNA from Sarcophilus harrisii (Tasmanian devil), 2112 nucleotides. RefSeq names its product solute carrier family 1 member 7 (gene SLC1A7). Gene Ontology annotation, cellular component: plasma membrane. The record is from RefSeq and is a predicted model, not a curated record. Gene Ontology annotation, biological process: L-glutamate transmembrane transport. Bases 113 to 2047 code for a protein of 644 amino acids. The transcript has 11 exons. Gene Ontology annotation, molecular function: glutamate:sodium symporter activity; L-glutamate transmembrane transporter activity; neutral L-amino acid transmembrane transporter activity. NCBI's taxonomy places the organism in Eukaryota, Metazoa, Chordata, Mammalia, Dasyuromorphia, Dasyuridae.